AUGGGCUCCGACGGCGGAGGAAGAAAGGCCGGUCUGCGGCAGAAAGCGAAGAGACAGUCCGCGACGGACGCGAGUGUCUCUUCUCUGCGUGAGGGCGAGGCGGAGACCCGGAAGGACAUCCAGACAGAUCCAGAGAAUGAAGACCGUGCAUUGGCGAGAAAAGCAAAGAAGAACGACCGACAGGAGGCGAACAGCCUACAGCCACAGCCUUCUUCCGCUCCUGCUUCCUUGACUCGAAAGGAGAAGGCAGAAAUCCAGAAAAUGACGCGGUCAAACGGUGGACGGAAAGAAGGAAGCAACGUGUCCAGAAAACCUGGAAAGAGCAGCAAAGCAUCCAGAGGUGAAGACGAGAAGGAAGAGGAAGAAGAAGAGGAAGAGGAAGAAGAAGAGGAAGAAGAAGAGGAAGAGGAAGAAGAGGAGGAAGGAGACGAGAUGACAUCUUCGGCUGCUCGUUCUCGCACAUCCUCAGGUGCCGUGACAAGUGGAGACGCGAGCGAGGGAAAGGAAGCAGAGAGCGAAGCCGUUCCUGCAGAUCCAUAUCUCCUCGCCGAAGCAGAUUACCUUCGUCGAGAGAGACGCUGGGUGAAUCGCCAGCGCGUUCUCGUUCUGGGCAGCCGGGGUGUUACGCAUCUCCAGAGACACUUGAUGGAGGACUUCAAGCGCCUUCUUCCUCAUCACAAGGCUGAGUCCAAAUGGGAGAGGAAGCAGACGAUGAAGGACAUCAGUGAGCUGGCCCAACUGCGAGCGUGUAACAAUGUGCUGUACUUUGAGAGCCGGAAGCGAGACCUUCUUCUCCACGUCUCAAAGAUUCCCCAUGGACCGACCCUGAUCUUUCGCGUCCUCAACAUCCACACCCUAGCGGAGAUGAAGAUGACAGGCAACUGCUUGCUCCACUCGCGCCCGCUCCUUCUGUUUAGCCCCGAGUUUGGCUCAGAGCAUGCGCCGGCCCAGCCCCACCUGGCACUCAUCAAGGAGGUCCUCGUCCAGGUGUUUGGAACUCCGCGAAACCACCCAAAGGCCAAGCCGUUCUUUGACCAUGCUCUCGCCUUCUACAAGUUCGAUGGCAACCGCAUCUGGUUCCGUCAUUAUCAAAUUGCUCCCCUGAUCGGAGGUGAAGGCGGUGACGCAGACAAACCCGAGAGACAAACGUUCGUUGAAAUUGGCCCGCGAUGUGUCUUUGAGAUUGUGAAGAUUCUGGACGGAGCGUUCAGCGGGAAGACGAUUUGGAGCAACAAGAACUACGUCUGUUCAAGAGACCUUGUCGCUCUUCAGCGUAUGGGUCGUGCUCAAACCUACGCCCAGCGCGUCAUGGCCAAGGAGAAACGCACGGAGCGACUGGAUAAAAUGCACAUCGAGGAGAGUCCCCUUGCAAUGGAGCAUGUGUUUGGCGAUUUCGUUAAGGAGAGCGAUGACAGGCGGAGCAAGAAGAAACGGAAAGUCGGAGCUUGA
Messenger RNA from Neospora caninum, 1449 nucleotides. RefSeq names its product brx1, related. The transcript is spliced from 9 exons. Gene Ontology annotation, cellular component: nucleolus. The record is from RefSeq and is a predicted model, not a curated record. Gene Ontology annotation, biological process: ribosomal large subunit assembly; rRNA processing. Gene Ontology annotation, molecular function: rRNA binding. NCBI's taxonomy places the organism in Eukaryota, Apicomplexa, Conoidasida, Eucoccidiorida, Sarcocystidae. Bases 1 to 1449 code for a protein of 482 amino acids.